Molecule: messenger RNA, 1140 nt
Organism: Charadrius vociferus (killdeer)
Lineage: Eukaryota; Metazoa; Chordata; Aves; Charadriiformes; Charadriidae
Gene: KCNJ1
Product: potassium inwardly-rectifying channel, subfamily J, member 1
Exons: 1
Coding region: 25-1140 (371 amino acids)
Biological process (GO): regulation of monoatomic ion transmembrane transport; potassium ion import across plasma membrane
Cellular component (GO): plasma membrane
Molecular function (GO): ATP-activated inward rectifier potassium channel activity
Source: RefSeq, a predicted model, not a curated record
UCCAGAACACUAUCAGCAGAGGGAAUGUUCAACUACCUCCGGAAACGCUUUACCAGCCACAUCAGAGAACGUAGCCGACGAAGAGCAAGGCUUGUCUCUAAAGAUGGAAGGUGUAACAUAGAGUUUGGCAAUGUAGAACAGUCAAGGUUUGUCUUUUUGAUUGAUAUAUGGACAACUAUUCUGGAUCUCCGAUGGAGAUACAAAAUGACUAUCUUCAUUUCAGCGUUCUUAGGCAGCUGGUUUCUAUUUGGUCUCCUCUGGUACGUUGUGGCAUACAUCCACAAAGAUCUUCCAGAAUUCAAUCCUUCCAUAAAUCACACCCCCUGCGUUGAGAAUAUCAACGGCCUGACUUCAGCUUUCCUGUUCUCCUUGGAGACGCAGGUAACCAUCGGUUAUGGCUUCAGAUGUGUCACAGAACAAUGCGCCACUGCCAUUUUCUUGCUCAUCUUCCAAUCUAUCUUGGGGGUAAUAAUUAAUUCUUUCAUGUGUGGUGCCAUCUUGGCCAAGAUAUCGAGGUCCAAAAACCGAGCUAAGACCAUCACCUUCAGCAAGAAUGCUGUCAUCAGCAAACGUGGUGGGAAGCUCUGCCUGCUUAUUCGGGUGGCAAACCUCAGGAAGAGUUUGCUAAUUGGCAGUCACAUCUACGGAAAGCUUCUGAAGACCACCAUCACCCCAGAAGGAGAAACAAUCAUUUUGGACCAAGUCAACAUAGAAUUUGUAGUUGACGCUGGCAAUGAGAACCUCUUCUUCAUUUCUCCAUUAACUAUUUAUCAUAUCAUAGAUAAGAACAGCCCAUUCUUCCACAUGGCAGCAGAGACUAUUCUGCAGCAAGAUUUUGAAUUGGUGGUGUUUUUAGAUGGCACUGUUGAAGCCACUAGCGCUACCUGUCAAGUGAGGACAUCCUACAUCCCAGAAGAGGUGCUCUGGGGAUAUCGCUUUGCUCCCAUUGUGUCCAAGACCAAAGAAGGGAAAUACAGAGUAGACUUCCAGAACUUCAGCAAGACAGUGGCCGUGGAGACUCCCCAUUGUGCCUUCUGUCUCUACAAUGAGAAAGAAGCUAAAGCCAAAGAGAAGAAAGGUUACGACAACCCCGGUUUUGUCUUGUCAGAAGUUAGUGAAACCAGUGACACAAAAAUGUAG